This is a messenger RNA of Chondrus crispus (carragheen), 387 nucleotides long. RefSeq lists its product as hypothetical. Bases 1 to 387 code for a protein of 128 amino acids. The record is from RefSeq and is a predicted model, not a curated record. The transcript has a single exon. NCBI's taxonomy places the organism in Eukaryota, Rhodophyta, Florideophyceae, Gigartinales, Gigartinaceae.
AUGGUAAUGCUGUCACUUUUCAGAAUAAAAUUCGAGGUCCUCUUCGGAGCGAAUUCACUCACUAAUUGCUCUCUUAAAGGAGAACCUGAAGGUGUGCCAUCAAGCUCCAAACUAAACCGCACCGUCUUCAUGAUUGGCAACUGGCAACUCGACUCAUCCGUAGGCACCACGCCCUUCCCAUCUCUCCAUUACACUUUCAUGUUACCUGCUGCGACUACUACGGUACCAUCUAUACUCGCCCACUCCCCCCCGCCGCCUCAUCUCUUUUUCUUCUUCCCCCCCUUCAACCCCUUCUCCCUAAUCUCCGUCUCCCACGCCUUAGCAUUCUUCUUAUACAACAUCAGCGCCGCCCUCGCAUCCUCACACGAGUCAUGCUCAUCCUUCUGA